Messenger RNA from Beta vulgaris subsp. vulgaris (sugar beet), 2115 nucleotides. RefSeq lists its product as uncharacterized. The transcript has 3 exons. The record is from RefSeq and is a predicted model, not a curated record. The coding region runs from base 1 to 2115 and encodes 704 amino acids. NCBI's taxonomy places the organism in Eukaryota, Viridiplantae, Streptophyta, Magnoliopsida, Caryophyllales, Amaranthaceae. Gene Ontology annotation, molecular function: nucleic acid binding; RNA-DNA hybrid ribonuclease activity.
AUGAAUAAGGCAUAUGACCGGGUUAACUGGAGGUUUCUCUUAAAAGUUCUUCAGGCCUAUGGAUUCCCUGCCCAGUGGAUACAAUUGAUUAGUCAAUGUAUAUCUACAGUGAAAUAUCGCAUCCUGGUUAAUGGACAGGUUACUGAGUCCUUUCCUUCCCAUUGUGGACUCCGUCAGGGUGACCCACUAUCUCCAUAUCUGUUCUUGUUCUGUAUGGAUAUCUUCUCUCGCAUGAUGAUAAUGGCUACGGAUAUUCGACUAUUCGAUGGAAUUCGAGCUCACAGUGUGCGAAAGUCAUUUGUUAAAUUUAGCCCAAAUGUUUCUGAGGCCAUGGGUCAGGAAUACAAAAGUAUCUUGCAAUUGAAUGCCAACGUGUCUCUAGGCACAUAUCUGGGUACUCCUGUUGAUAUUCAAGGGAAGAAAACUCAGCACUUCACUUUCUUACUUGAUAAAAUUUCUCAGCGUAUAACUGCGUGGAAUCAUUCACCAAUUUCGCAAGCUGGGAAAUUGAUUCUCAUUAAUUCAGUUCUCAUUGCUUCCAUAGCUCACAUCCUAUCCGUCUUCUUAAUUCCCACAACAAUCACUAAUAAGUUGGAUGCGAUGCUAGCACGAUUCUUCUGGUCCAAUUGCUCAGGUAAAGGAAUUGCUUGGAAAAGCAAGGAGCUCUUGCAUUUGCAAAAAGGUGCUGGAGGACUUGGAUUACGGAGUAUUGCGUUGCACAAUCGUUCCCUUCUGCUUAAGAAAGUAUGGCGUAUUCAUAGGGAUUCCAAUGGCCUCAUGAGUAAAGUAUUUGCCGAUCAACCUUUGCACCCUGGUUCUUCAAUAGCUACACUGCGUCCUAUGCGGAGUCAAUGUUCUUGGGGUGCGCGCGGGUUACUUCAAGCUGAGAAGUUGCUCCUGACAAAUUAUAGUUGGAAAAUUAGAUCCAAGUCUAGGUUACGUGCUGGCAAUGAGCGAUGGGUUCAUGGAAGGAUUCCCCUUUUCGGGAUAUUCACAGUUCGUGAUAUACGUGCUCUUGAAGUACCACGACUCACAAACCAAGAGGACCUUUCUAUUUGGCCGUUUACUACUUCGGGCCAAUACACUACCAAAUCUGGUUACUAUUUCCUCUCUCGAAAUACCGAUAUCUACAGCAUGAACUCCCCUCUCAAUUCGGAGUUCUUUCGAAUUUUAUGGGGAUUGCGCAUCAUGCCAAAAUGGAAAUUAUUCCUCUGGAAACUGUACCAUAACGGAUUAGCAACAACAGCUAACCUUUCGUACCGUGGUCUGGCUAGUUCAGAUGGUUGUCCAAACUGCAAUUUGGAACCUGAGACAUGCCAACACCUUUUCCGUUUUUGUCAUCUAUCCACGUUAGCAUGGCAAACUAGCCAACUGAGUAUUAGUUCCAAUGUAACUCCCCUUGUGAGCUUUAAAGACUGGCUCAUUGCAUGGAUACACUAUUUCUACCAGCAGGAUGGAUACAAUGGCCAUCGUCUUCCAUUGUUUGUGGCUAUUUUAUGGGCUAUUUGGCAGGGACGGAAUCAAAAGGUUUUCAACGGAAUAAUACCUGAUCUGCCUCUAAUCCGUUCACUUCAGGACAAAGGUAUCCAGCAACACUUUACCUUUCUGGCUACUCCUACUCCUCAACUUAAGAUCUUAAAUGAGGCACCAGGUCCUCCAGGGUUUCUUUUUGCACAUUUUGGGUUAACCUUCUCCGGGGUACCACAGUUACAGAUACAAGUGGAUGGGUCCUGGAAGAAGUCUUCUCCUUUGGCCGGUAUUGCCUGGGUUGUUGAUAACGUUAGUACUAACGCAAGGGAGGGCCAAGGUAGCUGCAUUUAUGCUGAGUUAGCCCUGGUGGCUGAAGCCCGGGCUUGCCUGGGGGCCUUGCUUUGGGCUCAAGCUCGGGGUUAUUAUCAAAUUUUGAUCUACACAGACUCCGAAAUCUUGGUACGGAGUUUGAUUCAUCAAGCCACACAACCUAUUUCAAUUGCCUGGACUCUCAACGACAUUCGAAUCCUGGGACAACAACUCCGAUGGUGUCGGAUUAUCAAAGCUAAUCGGCAACAGGUGCAGAGGGCGCAUGAACUGGCCAAUCAUGUUCGCCUAGGACAGAUACCAAUGGCCACCCUGUAG